UCCACUGUGUCUCUGUCUCUUUAUUUAGUUUUUCCUCUUAUCUAGCCAGUGAGGCGACUCGCAGUGCUCUGUGUGGAGGACAGAGGGAGGGUGGAAGGGUGAGCUGUCAGAAGGACUUGUGGACAGGUUGGUCCAUUUCCCCUUCGUCUCCUUGCCGAGCUAAGCUGUCUAUCACUGUAAUAGAGCUGCCUGCAUCUUGUGGAUUUAUCUCUCUGUGACUGACACCUGGGAAGACGAGGGAAACCUGAGGCUGGAGUUUGCCCCGCCACCACCACCACCCCUCCUGUGUGUGUGGAUGACCUCUGCUCCUCUACUCUGCACCUCAGCACCAUGAACAAGAUGAAAAACUUUAAGAGGCGUUUCUCUUUAUCUGUUCCUCGCACUGAGACCAUUGAGGAGAAUGAGUUCACCGAGCAGAUCAACCAGCUCAACAUCCAGCACACUCAAGGCCUGACUCCAGACCGACUGGGUCCUCCAUCUCAUGAUGCCAGUCCGGUGAGUCCUGAACCAACCACACCAGGAGCUCAGUCUCCAUCCCACCUCCACUACCACAGCAAGGCCCAGCACAGACGUUUCUCCAUGGAGGACGUCAGUAAGCGCAUGUCCCUGCCCAUGGACAUCCGCCUGCCUCCAGAGUUCCUCAAGAAGCUGCAGCUGGAGAGUGAAAACUCACCGCUCUGCAAACCUCUCAGUCGCAUGUCUCGCCGUGCGUCACUGUCUGAUAUAGGCUUUGGGAAACUGGAGACGUAUGUGAAACUCGGCAAACUGGGUGAGGGGACGUAUGCGACAGUGUUCAAAGGGCGAAGCAAGCUAACAGAGAACCUGGUGGCGUUGAAGGAGAUUCGAUUGGAGCACGAGGAGGGAGCGCCAUGCACUGCUAUCAGAGAGGUAUCUCUACUGAAGAACCUGAAGCACGCCAACAUCGUCACGCUGCACGACAUCAUCCACACCGACCGCUGCCUCACACUGGUGUUUGAGUAUCUUGAUAGUGACCUUAAACAGUAUUUGGACAACUGCGGGAAUCUCAUGAGCAUGUACAACGUCAAGAUCUUCAUGUUCCAGCUGCUGCGUGGUCUGUCCUACUGCCACAAGAGGAAAAUCCUCCACAGAGACCUAAAGCCUCAGAACCUGCUCAUCAACGAUAAGGGCGAGCUUAAACUAGCUGACUUUGGUCUGGCCAGGGCCAAGUCCGUCCCCACUAAAACCUACUCCAAUGAGGUGGUAACUCUGUGGUACAGGCCCCCUGACGUGCUGCUGGGCUCUACAGAAUACUCCACACCCAUCGACAUGUGGGGCGUGGGCUGUAUCCUGUAUGAGAUGGCAACAGGUCGUCCCAUGUUUCCUGGUGCCACUGUGAAGGAGGAGCUACAUCUCAUUUACAGGCUCAUGGGCACUCCAACGGAAGAGACUUGGUCUGGUAUCAGCAGUAAUGAGGAGUUUGGGUCCUACCUCUUCCCUCAGUACAAACCUCAAGCUCUCAUCAACCAUGUGCCCAGGUUGGACACAGAGGGGAUUGACCUGCUGUCUGCUCUGCUGCUGUACGACACCAGGAGCAGAAUCUCAUCUGAAGGCGCUCUACGACACCCCUACUUCCUGAGUCUGGGGGAUAACAUACACAAUUUGGCAGACACUGCCUCAGUGUUUUCCCUCAGAGAGGUGCAGCUCCAGAAGGACCCGGGCCACCGCAGCUCCGUGUUCCAGCCUUUGGGUCGAGGGAAGAACCGGAGACAAAGCAUCUUCUAGAGGUCGCACAGAGGAGGAACAGAGACACACACACACACACACACACACACACACACACACACACACACACACACACACAUAGAAAAGAGGAGCUGCCUUUCCGGACCACAGCACAAAGGCUAACACAGCUCAGCACAUUCACAAGCAUGCCGCACCUACACACACACACACACACACUCAUGUGCACUCACUCAUUCCCAUGGCAGCUGACCGUGGAGAGACACAGGGUUUGUGGAAAUAAAGGUGUACUGCACUUUGUCUGAGCUGAGACACACUCUCCCUACGCACACACACACACACACACACACACACACACACACACAUAUAUUUGCACACAUUUGCACAAUCAGCGACAAUGAACAUGCUGCCAUUACUCAGUUGCACCAGAGACACCAGAGAUUAAAGUAUCCUGCUGACACACACAUACAUUUUAACCCAAGAACAAAAAAUUGGGCCACUCAAUAAAACUGCUUGACAUACUACCACCAUGUAUCAUUUCUAUUCAGAGCUCAGCCAGAGCUCUGGCCAUCUAAGGUAGCUACCACAUCUGGAACCAUCAGACAGGUGCAGGUGUGCAGAAGUAUUGCCUGACACAAACACCACAGAGACAAACAAAGAGGAGGGUUGUGGUGUGAACGGAGGUCGCUUCAGUUUUACAUAAAAUCUAAUGAGGUUUUUUUUUUUUUCAUUUUCAAAUUUUGCUAAUUGUUUUGUCUUGAUAAUAUUUAGGCGCAUCUCUAAACCAAAACACCAAGAUGUAGCUCAAAGAUACACUCUCUGAUUUUUGCUUUAGCAUCCAGCGGUGCCUCCAAAUUUAACAGCAUUCAACAGUGGCAUUCUGGGAUUUGCUGGUUCUGGUAAUUUAAUGUUCCCUGAACUGUUCACGUGGGCUUUAUGUACAUUUUUAUUUCUCAGCAUGAAUAUCUAAAUGGUGUUUCAAAGCCUUCUUUGUGUUAUAAGGAAUAAACAUCUGAUAGAGAAAUUCAUAAGUCAAAUUUAAACAUAAUGAAUCUGGUAUACUGGAAUUAGCUCAUAAAAUGCCUCAUUUGUGGUAUUAGGCGCUAGCUGUGUAACAAACUCAGGGUGUGUAUCUUUACAAAGAGAGAGCACAUUCAACUCUUUAGGAACUAACAGGCUAAUUACAGAGAGAAAUGUAAUCAUUAGCCUGCAGACCUCUCAAACAAACAAUAAAGGUUCAACCUCAUACUGUAUGUAAGCUAAUGCACAAAUGCGUUAGCUUACAAUGGUUAGCUACCUGGAUAUGAUAGCUAGCUCAUAAUCUGGCGCAAUUUAAACUAAAUCAGAUUUAUCUGUGAUGAAAUGUCAGAAGGUUCCCCCAGUAUGGCAGCUAUGGGUUUAUGUGAUGUGACCUGACAGUCUUGAAGUUGUAAAUACACAAAUACUCCAGACAUUGAAAUAGUAGCAACACACUGUUCAUCUACGGUACCUCUCCUCACAUGAGGCAAACAUUUAACCUACCAUAGAAUCUGACUGCUUCAUGAAUAUAUAACUUCAAUGGAUUCAUGUCGACAGAUUUGCCUUGCUACAGUGGCCCCGUGUUUCAGCGCAGUGUGGGGUUUUUUUUUGUUCCAUACAGUGUUAACAGCUGACUUUCACUCCAGUUUUUGAAGUUGCCUUAGUAAACUGUGCAUGAUAUUUUGGCUUGUGAAGAAUCUAUAUUUGAUCUAGUGUAGCCAAUGUGUUAGGAGGCAUUUGCUUUGUGUCUGUAAAUAACUCACUAUGAGUGUAUGUAUUUCUUAGUCUCCUAUUUGCACAAACCAAAAGUGUCCUCUGAAGCCUGCUCCCUUCCCUUUGUGUCUUACCUAACACGUUUUCAAAAUAUGACCCCAUAUUGCACCAAAACCCUUUAAACUUACACCACUAAAAGUGUGGGAAAGUGUGUUCUGCAAGUACUUUCUCGUAGCAACUUACUCUCAGUAGGAGUAACCAUUAUCCCUUAUGUUUUGCUCAGCUCUAUUAGACCUGUUGCCGGGAAGCUGCUUUCAGCUGUAGAUCCACAAAAGCCAGUGUGAAAAAAUACAUAUAGUAAAAAUUCCACUCAGCUGUUAACAGACACAAAUGUAAAAAAUGUAAAAACUUGCCCCUCUCAGUUAUUUUCUGACUUAUUGGGAUGAUUGAGCCCAGAGGUUAUGCAUAUGCCCUAGAUGAUGGUGAUGGUGGUUUAUGGCAAGAAUACACUCUCCUCUCUGCUUAAUCUGCCCUAACUCUGUCUCCACCCUUUCCCUCUGUGUCCAGCUCUGGGGAGUGGUCGUAAUGUAAACCAAUGACAAGGGGCUGGGCCCAGCCUGUGGGGCAUGAUCAAUGUCUGUUAAGUUAACGGUGCAAUAUGAAAGAGACACUAUAAGUCUGUAUGGAAUACAAUAGUGGUUCUCUAUCACCAUCAUUCUUCCAGUCACUAAAAUUGUGCUGUGCUUUUCAGCAGACUUACAGAUAUGAAGUUGCAUUUGUUUGCUUAUUUCUUGAGUGGACCAAACAUGUUUUAUAAUUUGAUGUAGUAAUAUAAAUGGUGGACUGGUCAUGGACUAUUUCCUUUGUAUAUAAUCAUGAUUCGAUCCAUAGUAUGUGUGUGAAUAUUAGGAGUAAUGCAGGUCAUAAGAAAUGCUAUGUGAAAAGCUACUGCUGUAGAUUUUUUAAGACAUUUGAAGACAUUCAGUUGUGACUAAUUCAUGGGGAGUCCAGGCUGAAGUUAGCCUCAAACAAUUUUGUUUAUUACUGUUGUGGAUAAUGGAGGACGGACUCUCCUUGAAAGCUGUAGUUGUGUGAAGAAUGGAAAAAGAAAGCUUUAAAGAGAAGUUGAAAUCCUGCUUACUAAAUUAUGCUGUUAGAUGAUCCUACAAGAACUCAGACUGCAGCAUACAGACCCCUUCCCAGGCAUUAAACCACUGUAGGGUCAUUCACACAUUGAGAAUUGUUAAGGUCAUUGUGGAGGGCCACUUCCUGUAGGACAAGACUCAGCACUCUACAAAGGACGAGAUGACACUGUAGCUACCAUCGCUCAACAAAGGGGUCAAGUACUUGCUAUGCUGUCUUGACUUCCCUUCCCAUGCAGUUGAUGACGCAUUCACACCUUGACUUUUGUGACUGUAAUAAGUCUUAAGAACCGGGUUAUGCUAGAAAAGAACUCGUUUUUAUGGCCAAAGGGGUUUAGUUGUUGUUAGUUGUUAGUUGUUAGUUGUUCUGAGUGGCCACACUCAAAACCACAAUGAAAGGGUGAUCCUUUUUAACAAGACCAGAUGUGAUAAUCUUUAAACUACUACUGUUCAAGUGUACUAUGUACUGUGGCAGCUCAACAACUUUCACAUGAAUGCCAUUUGGCCAAAGUGCUUGUCAGAUCAUCAGACAACAUUUAAAACCCCCUCACCCUUCACCUUUACAACACCAGAUUUGGGCGACAAUAUUCUGAAACAACAGACGAUCUGACAAACACACUCACUUCACAGAGUUUUUUCUAUUCUUCACACAACUUGAAUCACUCAUUGUGUACAACCAAGUGCAAUGCCAUGGAAGCCUUUGAGGAAAGACUACAGAAGCAUAUGUCGUUAUCACCAGUUGUACAAUUCAUCAUGUUUCACUCAUCUGUAUGAUGGCAGGCUUUUCACCUUGCCUUCAAGUGUGGCUGUUUAUGAACACUUUUGCCUCUAGACAUGGUUGGACACUUUUUACGAACUACAUCCUUGCAAGCAAACCUUGCCCCCAUAACAUCCUUCGUAUGCUCGGCUCUGCAAAUGCACGUGCAUACAAACCUCUGCAGUUAUGUAGUUGCAGAUCUAGCACAUGCCUUCCAAAAUCUGAAACAUUGCGGUCUGUAGCCAUGCCAACUGAAGUGCCUCUAUGGUGAUGAUUUCUACCCCUGACUCUAUCACCAGAAAUCAAUAAGAACACAUGUGCAGCCUGCACAGUGGCAACAUACAGCCACUAUAAAAGUUUUAGAACCAUCACAUCCACAGGAGAAGAGCAUCACUUCCCUUGCCUUCUCCUUCUACAACAGCCUGCUCAUUUACCGCUGUGUCACAGUGCCCGAGAUGACAGCGCAGUUCAGUACUCAGUGCUCAGUUCAGUGCAUUUCUGUACCCCUAGUGACAGAAAUGUACCUUUAUGUCCUGGUACAAAAAUAUACCCACUGGAAAGGAACAGAAUUGGUACCUUAUUAUUUUUUAUGUCUGUUAUUUCUGACUGUAUUUUGAUAGGUGCAGUGAAAGACAGGGAAUGACAUACAACAAAGGGUCAUAGGUCAGACUUGAACCCAUGGCCGCUGCAGUUAAGACUAAACCCAUGUAAUACAUGCUCUACCAGGUGAGCCACCGAGGUGCCCCCAGAAGUGAUACCUUAUGAGGUACAGCUCAAGCAGUAUUUCACUUGGUACCUUUAUGAAGCAAAAACAUCUGCCUAAGUUCACAGACAAAAACAUUUACAGUUACUGACCAAAAUUUAUUUUAAAAACUGACAAUUAGUUUACAUCUUUUAUCAAAGUCAACAUUUUAUAUGUAAACUAAUCCAUUUUCAGUGCAUUUCAUGUAUUGUUAUGAUAGAACAAUGAUUUGUCCUUUAAAAAAUGCUUUUCAACAUUAAGAUGAAGCAUACGACAUAAGAUUAGGAGCCAUGCUCUAAUCACUGAGUUCAACCAAGCAAAAUUUCAUUUAGGUUUCACACACAAAUGGAAAUUGAAUUGAAUGGAAAUUGUUGCCUAUUUUAUUGCAACAAACCCAAUUAUCUAUUUAAAGCAAGAUUGUGUUAUCACUGAUUUGCAGCAUCAUCUGUCUGUACCUUAAUCUUGUUAAAAGAACCAUUAUGUACCCUUUGCUGUCAGCAAUGAUUUUGUACCUCUAAAAUUAAACAAAGAUCCACAGUUAUCACCCUAAGGACCAUUUCAGUACCUUACAGUACAGUACAGAACUUUUCUGAAAAAUGUACCUUUGGCUGCAAAAACAAAACCCUUAUUUCUCUGUGUGUUCAAACCGUGCAGAGAUUUUAAUGACUCUCACUUUUAACAUCUCUCAAUGUGAUACCGACCCUACGGAAGUAGAAUUCAUUGACUCCCAACCAGUCAGUCUGAACUUAGGAGGCCUGUCAGAUGAGCAGCAAAACGUCCUCAGCAAGUCUACAGCAGUUGGUCUUCAUUUAGCACUUCUAGAUUGAUUGGAUCCACAGAUUUGAACAGGUCAUCAAGUAGCAAAUGAAUGACAUUUGAGACUGUUCAGGGAAGCCAGAGGUAGAGAGGCUAGUAUUCAGAGUGUUGAUGGUUUGACCCUUAGAAGCAGGUCGUGUUCAGCUGCCCUAAAGCCAAGCACUGAACCCCUAAAGCAAUCAAGCGCCAGACUGAUUUGAAGAGUCGUACGUGCGAAGGUCAGGAGAUUUAUGUUUGUGUAUAAGUAAAAGUUAAAUGGCCGCUGAAAGUUUUUCUACCUCUAAAAGUGAAUGAAGCUGAUGGAAGAAUAAUGUGUUGACCAUUCAAUCCUUUGAUCAGCAGACAGUGAUCACCAGUAAAGGUUACAGCAGCGAGAAGAAAGAAAUUCAGGGCAAACCUCCAGGGACUUCAGAGAGAUGUACAUCUGUGGGUGUUACACUUCCAAACCUCCCCCUCCCUUCCCUCAGUGGCAGAAGUAUUACUUUGUGUUUAGUUGUGGUAAAUGAAGCUAUUUUAAAUACUGUAAUGAAAAAGAAAUAAUAUAUAUGUAUUUUAACAGAUGUUUUCAUCUUACUCAGUGAGUUUUAUGCUGUAUUAAAAAAAAAAAAACAAUAGAGCACUUAAAAUAAAAUAAAGAAAAGACCUGCAGAUUAUGUCUAAAUGUUUUAUAAAAGAUAAGUUUAGAUUUUGUAUGAGAUGUGAUAUUUUGUGUGAUUUGUCUACGCGGUUAUAAAAUGAGAAAUUGAAUGUACUGUGACUGCCAACUGGCAUAAAAUUGAUUCAAUAAUUGAUUAAUUAAUGAAUAUAUAAACUAUUAAAACUCUGGAAAACA
Seriola aureovittata is the source of this 7721-nucleotide messenger RNA. RefSeq names its product cyclin dependent kinase 18 (gene cdk18). The transcript is spliced from 16 exons. Gene Ontology annotation, cellular component: cytoplasm; nucleus. The record is from RefSeq and is a predicted model, not a curated record. NCBI's taxonomy places the organism in Eukaryota, Metazoa, Chordata, Actinopteri, Carangiformes, Carangidae. Bases 331 to 1743 code for a protein of 470 amino acids. Gene Ontology annotation, biological process: protein phosphorylation. Gene Ontology annotation, molecular function: ATP binding; protein kinase activity.